CCGAAAGGACCGAAUAGAGGGUAUGUAUUCAUACAAAGUUGAGUACAAAUAUUCAUAGUACAAGCUCAAUAAACCAUAGCCCUGUCCCACCAAAAGAUCAAAAAUAACUUCCAAUUCAUCACGUAGAUUAAAGCUUUUUUUAGUUCAAAAUUAAAAAAAAAUUAUUUUAUUAUGUUUUUAACACUGCAUUUGUCAUGUGACACAUUGGUCAGCUGAUGUGGGCGUGGAAAAUUACUAUGCCAGUUUGCUGUUAGAUCAUUUGCUCAGUUAGGUUAGCAGGUUUUGUUUUGUAAUCUAAAAAAGUUACAUACAUUUUUAAAAAAUGGGUGCUUCUGUUGCUGUGUUUGUUGGAUUCACAGCUUUUUGGGCGUUUAUAGGAAUAAUUUGUCCCUUCUUUGCACCUAAAGGCCAAAAUCGUGGAAUUUUGCAGUUGGUUCUGAUGUUAACAGCAGCAACAUGCUGGUUAUUCUGGUUAUGCUGCUACAUGGCUCAAAUGAAUCCUCUUAUUGGACCAAAACUUGAACGGAAUACCAUUUUAUUAAUAGCAAGAGAAUGGGACAAUAAUCCCAUCUUACCUGAUGAAUAAAGCAAAUCUCAUCAUCGCACACAACUUACUACACUUAAUUUAGAUAGAAUACAGAUUUACCUGUCAAAAUGUAAAAAAGGUGUUUGGUGUGAUUUCUCCAUGGAUCCCGUAAAUAUUUCAGUGAUAUGUAUUAAAAAUAGAUUCUGUCUAGUUUAGAAGAAUAUCUCUAAUAUUAGCUUUUGUUACACUCUGCUAUUCAUAAGAAUUUUUUUGGUCAUGCAAAAAAUAAUCUCCUUUCAUGUAUUUCCAUUAACUUAUUGGAAAUAAGAACCCAAUAUAAUAUUCUGUUCAAAUAUAGUAGUAGUGUAAAAUUAAAAUUGGAAUUUUCAAAAUUAGUUUUUACUUGUUAUCAUCCGAAUUUUUAUAGUUUCGGUAGUUUUGAAUGUCAAUAGCAAAAAGUCCUAUUCGACAAUCUUAUUUUAAAAUUUGAUAUAUUUUUUCAAUUACGUGUUUAUUAUUAUUAGUAGAACAGAAUUUUAAAAUCCUUUUUACAUUCCAUCUGUAUUUACUUCGUAGUAGCAUAAAAAUAAUUAUUGAGAAAUUUGUAAAUUAUAAGAAAUAUAUUUACUGUACAUAUAUAUUAUAAACCCAACUGAAAAAUUGUAUUGUUGAUUAAUAAAGAUUAUGAAUAUUUA
Nilaparvata lugens (brown planthopper) is the source of this 1221-nucleotide messenger RNA. RefSeq names its product V-type proton ATPase subunit e 2. The transcript has 4 exons. Gene Ontology annotation, molecular function: proton-transporting ATPase activity, rotational mechanism. Lineage: Eukaryota; Metazoa; Arthropoda; Insecta; Hemiptera; Delphacidae. Gene Ontology annotation, biological process: proton transmembrane transport. The coding region runs from base 323 to 586 and encodes 87 amino acids. The record is from RefSeq and is a predicted model, not a curated record. Gene Ontology annotation, cellular component: proton-transporting V-type ATPase, V0 domain; plasma membrane proton-transporting V-type ATPase complex.